Puntigrus tetrazona (Sumatra barb) is the source of this 7071-nucleotide messenger RNA. RefSeq names its product GRB10 interacting GYF protein 1b (gene gigyf1b). The record is from RefSeq and is a predicted model, not a curated record. Gene Ontology annotation, molecular function: protein binding. The transcript is spliced from 26 exons. NCBI's taxonomy places the organism in Eukaryota, Metazoa, Chordata, Actinopteri, Cypriniformes, Cyprinidae. Gene Ontology annotation, biological process: insulin-like growth factor receptor signaling pathway. Bases 791 to 3793 code for a protein of 1000 amino acids.
UAUGUCUAACAGCCAUUUUUGUAAAACACAAACAACAAGACGACCGAGCGAGACAGAAAAAAAAACUCAUCGCGACCGUUGCAGAUACAGGGGAAAAUAUAUAAACAAUUCAGCAUCGAACUCACACAAGACGAGUUUUGAAAACAGAGACGUGCCAGUGGUUCAAACCAUCGGUUCCUGCGAAGCACGUACGUGCAAAAGGAGUGAGUUCUUUAAAGAAGAUCCAACUCUGGAGAAAACAGUGGAUGGCUAGUUUAGCCUAGCUUGGCCAGCAGGCUCGCAGAAGAGGUGGUAGGAGUUGGGAGUUGAAUGCUUGCCUGCGAAACAAUAACUUUGAAUAUAAGUAAAAGCGAUCAAGAAUUAAGAGAAAGGUUACCCAGCAAUAGUUACGGCAUUACAGACUGCCCUGAGCGUUUUUCAAACAGCAGUUGCUGUUAUUUAUGCUGCCACAAAUUCUUAAUCCUAGUGUAUGUUUUUCUCUUUCUCUCUAGUGUUUUCAAAUUGCUGAAUCUUUUUUUUUUUUAAGAUUUGAAGUUGCUGGCACAUUAGGGUGGCGUGCCAUAUUUUGGAGCUCUUAUAUCUGGCUAGAUAUCCAUCAGCCGUUAUCUCUCUGAAACUGGCAGCUAUUAUAAUAUUCAUACAGAGUUUAGAAUUACCAAGUCCACCUCAGCGCACAGAACCACCGUACCGGUCCUGACAGAACCACCUCAUUCCUGUCCCCCUUUCAUACUGGUCCUUUACAGUCCUGUUCUUUGGACAAGAAAUCCCGAGCCCUCUGGACAUACAGAAUAUGACUGCUGAGACACUUAACUUCGGUCCAGAAUGGCUCCGUGCACUAUCCAGAGGGGGGAGUGUAACGUCCCCUCCCCCUUCCCCUGCAAUGCCAAAGUCCAAGUUGGCCGACUACCGCUAUGGCCGCGAGGAGAUGUUAGCACUUUAUGUCAAAGAUAACAAGAUCCCUGAGGACAUGCAGGAUAAGGAGUUCGCUGCUAUCCUGCAGGAAGAGCCUCAGCAGCCAUUGGCCUUGGUGCCCCUGACUGAGGAGGAGCAGAGAAACUUCUCCAUGUCUGUAAACAGUGUGGCUGUGCUAAGGCUUAUGGGUAAAGGAGGUGGAGCUGUACCGGCAGGUGUAGCUAGAGGGCGUGGAAGCACUCGAGGGGGUCGAGGGAGAGGCAGAGGAGAGAGCGGAUUCUACCAAAGAAGUGUGGAUGAAGAGGUCGGUUUUGGCCGAGGCCGAGAGAUGCACCGCAGUCAAAGUUGGGAUGACAGAGGUGAGCGGCGCUUUGAAAAGCCCUUGAGACGUGAUAGUGGACGUGGUGGUUUUGAGGAGGGAGGAGCAGGAGGAAGGAAGGACUAUGCACGCUCAGACAGCGAAAACUGGCGUACGCUCAGAGAGGAGCAGGAGGAGGAUGAUGGGACAGAACCUGGGGGAAGCUGGAGGAUUGCUGGAGGCCGUCGUGAUGAGGGGGGUCCACGUUCAGCAGGUUGGCGGGAUCACGUUAGUGGGGAUGGUCGGCGUAGGAAGUUUGACUUUGACUUCCGAGAUGGUGAAGGUGGACGUAGAAGGGCUGGAAGUGAGGGAGGAGAGGAAGAGCGAGAUGGCCUGCCUGAGUGGUGCACUGAUGAAGAAGAAGGGGAGAUGGGAACCUUUGAUUCUUCUGGAGCCUUCAUGUGUAUUAAGAAAAACUCCAGAGAUGCAAUCCCUGAAGACCAGGAACUGGAAUUUGAAGCUCUAGAGGAGGAAGAGGAGGGUGGUCAAGAGAAGAAUGACAGCCUUGCUGAUAAAUCGGACACAUGUGAAGCAAUAGCCGUAUGUGAUGGAGACAGAAAGUCAUCAUCUCCUCAUGCUGUGUCUGCUCCUGCCCCUAUGCACCCCGUUUCAGAAGAAGAAAUUCCCAAACCCAUAGUCACUCCUCCUUCAAAACUUGCACCCCAACCGUCUGAAGAUGCAGCUCCAGCAGGUGGCACCACAACGCAGAUGCAGAGCUCCUCUCCUCCCUCAACCACUGGUACUGACCUUCCAACAGCAGGGGGAGACACUGAGGAGGAAGAUGGCAUGAAGCACCUUCAACAGGAGGCUGAGAAGAUGGUGGCGUCCCUGCAAGACACGUCCCUUGAAGAGGAAUGUUUCACUCAAGCUCUUCAAGAGAGCCACAUCACUGCGGCUCACACUCACACACACCCAAAUGCACACACACACUCUCACUCUACUUCACACACUCUCUCACACUCUGCCAGUGCUCUGCCCCUCUCCCAUGAAUCCGCAAUGAAGUGGUUCUACAAAGACCCUCAAGGGGAGAUUCAAGGUCCAUUCACUACAGUGGAGAUGUGUGAGUGGUUUCAGGCAGGGUAUUUCACCAUGAACCUGCUGGUCAAACGUGGCUGUGAUGAGGGAUUUCAGCCCCUAGGUGAAGUUAUCAAGAUGUGGGGGCGUGUGCCUUUCUCUCCCGGACCCUCCCCUCCUCCAUUGCUGGGGAACAUGGACCAGGAGGUGUUAAAGAAACAAUUAGAACAAGCUGCCACUGCAGCCCUAUACCAACAACUUCAGAUGAGAUUUCAGCACAUGAACAGGUGUGGGGAGACUGGGAUGAUGCCUGCGAUGAACAGGUCCAUGUCAGUGCCAGACACCGGGCCCAUGUGGGACAUGCCUACCUCAGUCUCUCAGCAGUCAGGCGGUGAGACCAAUCUGUGGGACUUAACCAUGAGUAACUCCACUCAGGGUCCAACUCUUGAACAUUUGCAGAAAAUCCAGCAGGAGAGGCGUGAAGCUGAACUCAGGAAGCGUGAAGAAGAGGAGAGGAAGCGGAGGGAGGAAAAGCGCCGACAGCAGGAGGAACAGAAGAGGAGAGAGGAGGAGGAGCUUUAUAGACGAAAACAGCAGUGCCGUCAACAGCAAGAACUGAUCAUGAAGUUUCUGCAGCAGAGUCAGCAGCAGCAGAGCGUGCCAGGGGGCGCAGGAUGGAGCGGAAGCCAGACAGCUCUGUCUCUGGGCAAAGCUUCCGGAAAGAGCAUGGGAAUCCUGGAGCUGGAGGCAGAGAGACUUCACAAACAGCAGCAACAGAGAGCUCAGCAGCAGCAAAGGCAUGGAGGUUUGACAAUGGGCCAGUGGAGUGAUGGGCCAUCUGGGAUGUGGUCAGGAGCUGGCAUGGAAGGCAAGGUCGGAGGUGGCAACCCUGCUAUGGGCAUGUGGGAUGAGGCCAUGAAGAACCAGUCCAGCCAUCGCAACAUUGGCCUGAAGAACAGCCGCAGCAGUCCCUCUCUCAGUGAUCAGUACUUGCUGAAUCGGCGUAAGCGUACUGACGAUGAGGAGAGGCUUCUGAAGCUUCUUCAGGGGAUGAAACCUCAGGACGGUUUCACCACUUGGUGUGAACAGAUGCUCCAUGCUCUCAACACCUCUGCAAAUAACUCCUCCUCAGUGGAUGUGCCCACCAUUGUGGCAUAUCUGAAGGAGGUGGAGUCUCCAUAUGAAGUUCAUGACUUUAUCCGUAUUUAUCUGGGCGAUACCAUUGAAGCCAAAGAGUUUGCCAAGCAGUUCCUGGAGCGCCGUGCCAAACAGAAAGCGAACCACCAGAGACAACAGCAGCAGCUGUCCAAGGAAGUCUCUGGAUUGAACAUGAACUUCCCCCUGCAGUCAAUGUUCCAGGCAGCUCACAUGAGUAAGGGCGGCAGUGUGUACGACACUCAGGGAGGAAAAGCGAAGAAAAAGCCUAGCAUGAUGCUCCAUUCUGACCCCAGUAUCCUCGGCUACUCAUUCCUGGGGGGAGGUGAGCUGGAGCAGGUGGAGGAUUACUGACCCAGCCCGUCUACUUGAGUUUACCUGAGGCCUUAAACCUGGAGCAAAUCAGCAGAGGAAUGUGCACUGCUCAGUGAGGGAAGGGAAGGGCAAUAUUUGUCCACACCCCCUCUCUCUUUCUCCCUCUUUCUCUCACUCUGCACUGUGAGAGGAGCAGAAGGAGGUUAUUGGGAGGUUCGGUGUGAAGAGGAGAUCCUCUUCUGCCUCCCUUCAGUAAAGCACCUUACCUAAACCAUUGCACUUUAAUGUUUUCAUAUUUGAAAUGGAGUUGUCUUUCUUUUUUUUUACAAUGCAAAAAUGUGUGAAUAUAUUGUUGCAUAUAUUAUGUGUAGAAUAUUUGUAUGAAUUACAUACGAGAGGUAGGAACGGAGCGGUUUCAGUCGUAUCAAACGUGGAUGUUGAGAAACGUUGGGGAGAUGUAAGUUGAGCAUCUCUCCUAAAACACAAACACUGUUGUAUUUUUAUGUUCAUGGUAAAGCUAUAAAAAAAUAUGAAUUUGAAAACUUGAAGAUUUGCACUUGUUUAACAAAAAAAAACGACAAAAAAAAGUUAGGGUAGGUUGAGGUUUUUUUUGUGAGAGCGUGUGUAAGCGUAAGAGAGAUGAAGUCUGCACAAAUUUUAUUGCUUAUCGACGUGUAUAAAACAAAUGCCAUGCUUUUAUUUUGUUCAACACAAUUUUGUACUUCAUUGAGCGUGUGUGCGUGAAUGGACAGAAGUAGUUUGUGUUGCCGCUUUUUUUUGUACAUAGGCUCUUAAAGAGACCGAUAGGACAGUCAAGCAUUGCGUUUUUACCCUCCAGUGUUUCAAAGCAUGACUGAGGUGCUGUUUGGCCCGUUUGGCUCUGUUCUAAGAGGGCAAUCGGGGUUUGUCUAUGGUGUAUAAAUGUAGCUCCUCUGUUGUCUGUACACAAGCUACUUGCAUUACAACUAUUCCCCUUUCGCUCAUUCUCAGUCCACGAUGUGAAAUGUUGCCUUCUGUCCAGAAAGUGUGUCUGCGUGCAUGUGUGUAUGGAUUCAGUUGGCUGGUAUUUUGAGACAGUCACAAGGGCACUGUGAUUCUGUAUGUCAGUUGUUACUUUUCUUUUCUUUUUUUUUGUUGCUGUUUAAAAAGGAUGAAUGAUUUAUUUUUUUAUUGUUCUAUACAAAGUAUUUGAACUUUGAGUUGGAGCACUUUCUAGGCUGCUACCUUGUAUUUUUUUUGAAUAAUGUUUUUUAUUUGUUAGGGGUUUUUUUUCUUUUUAAUUUUUAUUUGCCUCUUGAGGAUGUUGUAUUAUGAAUGAAUGUAUUCCAAAACUAUGUAUAACAGUGCAUCUAACAACAAGGCUUGAGUGUCUCUGAGUGAGACGGGAUACGCCUCACCAUUCGGAAUAUGCCUAUUGUCAGAGGUCAGAUUCUGAGAUGCGCUUGGCCUGUAUCAAGCCGACGGUCUCCGGCUGCUAGUGCUCUUCCAGAACUUUCUCACAGCACCCGGAGAUUCUGUUCGUCUCCCAACAUCUUGAUGGAACUGUUGUUCUGCCGUCCUGUUACUUAUGGUCUUGAUACCAGGCCAUUGAGAGCCAAGGAUCUGCAGUGUGUAGCAGUAAUUUUUUUUUUUUUUUGGAAAGACAGAAUCUAUUUUUCCCCCCAAUCCAUGAGUUUUGGGAUUGAAAUAUGUGAUGUUUUGCAUCAUAAAUGUUUAUUCACCUGAGUCCUCUGAAUAGGAAGAGACUGAGGAUCGGAACAGAGGAGAUUUCGGUACUUGAUCUGUAGAAAAGAAAAAAAAAAUCCUGCUUUAAGCGUAUUUCACUCUAUUCUGACUGGAUUAUAUUUUUGUAAAAAAAAAAAAAAAAAAUGAAAUAACAAAAGACAAUGACUGAAAACAAGCACGGAGAGGUGGAUAUCAGCACUAACUCAAACGCCAUCCUGGAGUCCGGAAAGGGGUGGCAACCAGCUGCAUUUUAGUGCUACACACAGAGAGUAAGACGGAGGGAAUACAUGCGGAUCCAUUUCAUCCUUACACCAAAGGGAUGGAGUUUUCUGCGUCCUUUGAGCUGCAAUCCCUGCUUCUCUCUGCAACACUAUCAAAUGAAGGAUAUUCCUACAGCAUUUGAAAAAAAAAAAAAAAAAAGUGGUCAUAUUGAAUGUUUGAUUUAAAAAAAAAAGAAGAAAAAAACAACAAAAAAAAAACCUUUAUGCCUUUUUAGAAGAUUUACUGUGUGGAGAAACCGCAGAUUCUCACGUCUAUCAAUCAUAUUUCUUCAAAAACUUCCUUACCUGCUGUGGGUUGAGGAGCCUAGAUGUGAUGAAUGUUUGGAGAGGAGAUGAACUGAAGCAAUCUCUUCUUGUUUCUUCACGCACUUCACUUGAACUAAAUCUCAAGGACACAGACUUGUCAUGAUUGUCUGUCAAUACAAUGAAAACUAGAGAGUAUUACAGCAAUUGUUGGUUUUAUGAAGUUCAUGGGAUGCUUGUGAAACAACUAAACUGCAGUGAAGCAGUUCUUCCAGGACGGACAUAACCUAGAUCUCCCUGCUGGGACCAUCACAACAACCAGUAUGCAUCUUCUGAUGUUUCGAACUGGAUUAAGCAAGAGACCACAACUCUUUCUCUACUGUAUCUCUCUUUCGUCCUGACAGCAUAGAAUGGGACCCACAGGCGGACUAGGUGUGUGCAUGCGUGUGAAGAGACUUUGUAUGUGUCUUUACAAAGACACUCGUACAUUCUCCCGUCUCGAUUGUGGGUGAGGUGGGGACUGGAUGUCCUGUAAAUAAUGUAAAUGAUUUUGGUCCCUGUUUGUUGAGUUCUGUCCAUCUUAGGCCAUCAUUUUGGGUGUUUGACAUGCCUUAAUUGUACAAAAUAGAACUGCCCUGGUCAACAUUAAUGUAACACUCUUUAGAAAAACAGCACAGGCUAUAUCUACACCACUCAGUCAUCUAAAGGAAUCUGAGCCUGGCUGAGGAUGUUUCCCCCCUUCAUUGACUUCACUCAUCAUACCAGGCUGUGGGAUGUUUCCCACAGUGUUUUGUGUAUUGUUGGUAUGUUAACGUUCAAGUGAAUAGCGGCAAUUAUUGACAUGUACAGAUAAAGGUUGAUGAACUUUGGUAUAUGCUGAAAUCUGAAAAAGAAAUAGUAAAAGUAAAAAAAAAAAAAAAAACAAAAAGAGGUAGUUUGCCUCUCAGCUCGACGUUAAAUUUUUUUUUUUUUUUAAAUGAUUAGGUGGGUACAGAACAUGGGGCUUAGUUUUGCUUUGAAGAUCAAAAUAUGUUAAACUGAAAAUAAUAAAAAAUAAAUAAAUGCUGA